AUGUUUAGACUUCGCUGUGAGAUGUUAAUAUUGCCUCUCGUAUUGUUUGUUGUGCUUAUUUCUUAUGGACAUACCACAUUAGAUGACGAAAUCUUAUAUGAUAUCACAUGGCAACCAGAAUUACCUGAACUACCGCUAGAAAAUGAACUUACUGUUGUAUCAAAACGUAAAGAAAAAUACACUUGUUCAUUACCAAAUGUUCGAACAAUACAACCGGCUUCUAGUGAUAAUGUUGCACUCAGUGAUGUCGAAAGUUUAUUAGAAGCCUUACAUUCCAAAAAAUUAUGUUCAUACAGAAUGGACACUUACUGGUCGUACGAAUUAUGUCACGGAAUGCAUAUUAGACAAUAUCAUGAAAUUAAAGUUGCUGGAAAGAAAUCAACACCUCAAGAAUAUUUUCUUGGCUAUUAUCAAUUUCAAAAACAAGAUACAAUUAGCGAUGCGGAUGGUAAACAAAUCAUUAAAAUUUACCAUAAAGUUAUUGAUGGUAGAAAUACUCCAACAUUACCGGUACGUUACACAGACGGUACACCAUGUGAUAUUAAUUCCAAUCAACCUCGUGAAACACUUGUGCUCUAUGUGUGCGAUGACAAGGGAAAUAAUGGUAUUUUAGGCUUUGAAGAAGUGUCAUCGUGUUAUUACGAAUUGAUUGUUGCAUCGCGUUGGCUGUGUACAUUACCAGCAUUUACUGCAUUAGAAACGAUUCGACAAAGCAUUAGUUGUUAUCCAAAAGAAAACGCACGUCAGAAACCAAGAAAUUUAAGAAAGCUUGAAUAUGAAAAGCAACAAUCGUGGAAAAAAGGUGGUCGAACACAGUUCACCAUAACUAAUAUGCACGGAACAACGUUUAUUGUUUCCUAUGAAUUGGAGGAAGACGCUGACGUUGAUGCUAUUGCUGAAGCUGUUAUCAAGUCAGCAUCAAAAUCAAUACCACAAUUAGUACAACAAGAACAAGCACAAGCAGCUAAUACUCCAUUAAAUCAAGAUGGCGAACAUGUCGAAGACACACACGUCAUCGGCACACUUGGCAAUGAUGUUGAUAAAGAAUUCAUUGAAGGUUUUCUAUCUGGACGAGAAUGUCUACCCGGCGGGACGGGCUGGUGGAAAUAUGAAAUUUGUUAUGGUAAACAUCUGAUACAAUUUCACGAAGACGGCAUGCAUCGUACAUCAGUCUUAUUGGGAAAAUGGAAUCAAGAAAAACAUAUUAAUUGGAUAAAUGCUAAUCCAAAAAAGCGUCCACUGGCAAAUGUAAAUAAGCGAACAUUUAUAUCACUUUAUUAUACAGAUGGGGAUGUAUGUGAUUUAACUAAAAAACCACGUGUUGCUGAAGUGAAACUACGGUGCAUAAAAAAGACAGAAAAAUCUCAUGCAACAUCAGUCUAUCUCGUGGAACCAGAGCCAUGUUCGUAUGUAAUGGGAAUUGAAUCUCAUUUGUUUUGUAAUAUUGUUCAGUACACCGAUGAAUAUGGCAUACCUGAUAAAGAGAAAAUCAACGCUAUUCUUAAUAAUGGCAGUUAG
Molecule: messenger RNA, 1518 nt
Organism: Didymodactylos carnosus
Lineage: Eukaryota; Metazoa; Rotifera; Eurotatoria; Philodinida; Philodinidae
Source: the annotation of a GenBank genome assembly